Labrus mixtus (cuckoo wrasse) is the source of this 6927-nucleotide messenger RNA. It is a transcript of the gene ssh1b, whose product is annotated as slingshot protein phosphatase 1b. Gene Ontology annotation, molecular function: actin binding; protein tyrosine/serine/threonine phosphatase activity. Lineage: Eukaryota; Metazoa; Chordata; Actinopteri; Labriformes; Labridae. The record is from RefSeq and is a predicted model, not a curated record. Gene Ontology annotation, biological process: protein dephosphorylation; actin cytoskeleton organization; negative regulation of actin filament polymerization. Gene Ontology annotation, cellular component: cytoplasm. The transcript has 15 exons. The coding region runs from base 480 to 3044 and encodes 854 amino acids.
AGAAAAUAAUUUCAUCAUUUGUAUUUGGGAGUUCCUAGUCUGGCCAGUCACCUUGACAACAUUGGCCCAAUGACAGCGCGCACGCGAACUAGGCCAGCCAAUCACAGGCGUCCGGCAAAGCUGCAUGUCAUUUCUGCCCCACUCGCAACCUGCACCGUGUUUUGUUUGUCUGUCUGCGUACCAGGGAUGAAUUCGCGGGGUGUGCUGUCUAUGCUGACUCGCUAAAAACGGGAAAUUUCUCCGCUAAUGAGGACCUCGGUAACCGCGGAGGACGCACGGUUUAGGACCGAAAAGGAACCCCGUGGACCGGUGGACUGUGGAGUCAGGUGCUGCUGGAUGAGAGUCUGACUAGGCAUUUUCUCCCCGGUGACAGAGACAACCUCAGCCGCGCAUCUUCCCACAUCCCCCUCCUCCCCUCCUUUCCCUUUCUCAUCCUCUCCUCCUCCUCUGCUGCCCUCCAAAGCUGCAGCACAGCGACCAUGGCCCUGGUGACUCUGCAACGCUCCCCCACCCCGAGUGCAGCAUCCUCGGCUAGCACGACCAACAGCAGCGCGGGGGAGGACUUUGGGAGCGAUGAUGACCGGAAAAACAAUCAGAGCCUCAGUGAGAGCUUCUUCAUGGUCAAAGGAGCCGCCCUCUUCCUCCAGCAGGGCGGCAGCACACAAGGACCACAGAGCACGACCCAUCACAAACAUGCAGGGGAUUUACCUCAACACCUGCAAGUCAUGUUUAAGAUCCUCCGAUCUGAGGAUCGCAUAAAGCUGGCUGUACGGUUAGAAAGCGGAUGGUCAGAGCGAGUGCGCUACAUGGUCGUUAUCUACACCAGCGGCCAUCAAGAUACAGAGGAAAAUAUUGUCCUGGGAAUGGACAUCACAGACAAAGAAAGUAAAGAUUGCUCUAUUGGGAUGGUGCUGCCUCUGUGGAGUGACACCAACAUUCAUCUAGAUGGAGACGGAGGCUUCAGUGUGAACACAGCAGGGCGGUCACAUGUCUUCAAGCCUGUAUCCGUGCAGGCCAUGUGGUCUGCCCUGCAGGUCCUUCACAAGGCAUGCGAGGUGUCACGUCGGUUCAACUACUUCCCAGGAGGCAUUGCUCUCACGUGGAUGGCCUUCUAUGAGAGCUGCGUCACCUCUGAGCAAAGCUGCAUCAAUGAGUGGAACGCUAUGACCGACUUGGAGACAACACGGCCGGACUCGCCCACCAUGUUUGUCGACAGGCCGACUGAGCGCGAGAGAACCGAGUGUCUCAUUAAAGCCAAACUACGCACCAUCAUGACGUUUCAAGACCUGGAGAACAUCACCUCCAAAGAGAUCCGUAACGAGCUGGAGCAGCAUAUGAGCUGUAACCUCACAGAGUAUAAAGAGUUCAUAGACAACGAGAUGCUGCUGAUCCUCGGUCAAAUGGACAAGGCCACUCUCAUCUUUGACCAUGUUUACUUGGGCUCUGAGUGGAAUGCUUCCAACCUAGAAGAACUUCGAGACUGCGGGGUGGGUUACAUCCUGAACGUUACAAGAGAGAUUGACAACUUCUUCCCAGGAUUGUUCUCUUAUCACAACAUCCGUGUGUAUGACGAGGAGGCCACAGACCUGCUGGCCCACUGGAACGAAACCUAUAACUUUAUUGUCAAGGCCAAGAAAAACAAUUCCAAGUGCCUGGUGCACUGUAAGAUGGGGGUGAGCAGGUCUGCCUCCACAGUUAUUGCGUAUGCAAUGAAGGAGUACGGCUGGUCUCUGGAGAAGGCCUACAACUUUGUCAAGCAGAAACGGAGUAUAGCUCAGCCAAAUGCUGCCUUCAUGAGACAGCUCGCAGAAUACGAGGGGAUCCUUGACGCCAGUAAACAUCGCCACAACAAGCUGUGGAGGCCAGACACAGAUGAAGAGGGGUCAGAUGAUUUGCAAGCCUCUGGCCACAGUACAGGAGGGGAAGGGACACCGGUACUCAGAGGGGAGGAGGCCUGGGGAGGCUGUGGGGCGUCGCCCUGCAGGGGUAUGGGUCUGGAGAUGGAGCCACUCGACUCUCUUAACUACAACUAUUACUUCAGACGUCUGUCGGACUCCGCGCUAGACAGCGAGCCCUCAACCCCAGUGCGGGGCCCCCCUCUGCUGGGUAUGGAGAGAGUUUUCAUUGAGAUUGAAGACGUGGAGAGGGAUGCCCUGCUGGAGGACGAGGGUUUCCCAAUGGCUCAUUUAGCUCUGCCAGGCGAGGGUACAGCAGCUCAAACGUGUGGGCGACUUGAUCCGAUGGAGGACAUGAGACUGAGACUAGAGUUCAGUACUUUGGAGGAAGAGGACGAGGAAGAGGCCAAGAAAGAGGAAGCAGAGAUGGCAGCCUUGGCUCAAACACCUGGAAAUUCAGAUGGGAAGGAGGCGGAGAGAACAGAGGAAAGCCAGAUAGGCCUAGCCAACCUGAACACCAACAACAGCAACCGGCUGGCUGCCAAACGCAGCUGCCCUGCAGCUUUUGACGACAGUGCAAGCACAGGAAACCCUUUAAAAGUGAAGCCUUCAUACCAGUCCUGUAAAGACUGCCUGCGUCUACCACAAGGACGGCGGUGUGACCGUCCAGCAGGAGGCCGAUCUCAUCGCCUUAACCCCUCCCGCCACUGCACUGUCCCUUCCAUAUGCAUAGAUCCACCCGGGACACACUUUGCCUCCAGCCCAAUCCUGCACUCUCUGCAGGCUGCUGCAGUCAUCCCCCAAAACUUUGUCCAGCCCUGUAGUCACGUGUACCGCUGUGCCACCUGCAUCCCCGGUGUCCCACUAACCAUCCGACAGAAAGUUGUGUCACCCAUGAGCUGUGAUGACACUUCUUUUGACCGUAGCUCAGUGGAGACAGAGGACAUGGAGGAUCCACAGGCACAGGAUAUAGGAAAACAGAUAUCAAGGAAGGGGAUCGGGGCAAUUCAUGAGACUACAGCAGGUGGUGCAGUGGAGCUCCAGCUGCAAAUGCCAGGACUGGGCAUGGGAUUUGGUCUGGAACUGAUGCAACAGAGGGCAGAGCAGCUGGAGAAGCUUCCAAAUUUGUCCAUGGAGGGGCAACUCUAGUGGGGCCCGUGCCUCAAUACAGGAUCACAGGGAAGGAUAAGACAGAGGAGGAGGAAGUUAAACACUGCCUCCAACAGGUUAAUUAUUCUGGCUGUGGGCUUUUUAGAUGACGGCUGUUUUGGUGCUGUACCAGAAACAAAGCUCUGCCUAGACCUGUGCCGCCUCACAGCUGCAACAGCUCUCUCUGCAUAUAGAGAGAGUCCUGCUAUUAUCUACUGGCAUGGAUCCAUGCGAUGCCAUUUGUUUUGACCAUGCAGGUAAGGACUGUAGACUCUGUUGUGUCCCUCACAUACAAGGAUCAUCACUCUUUCCCACAGUCUAGUGAAGAUGUUAAUCUGCCAUUUCACCCCCCAAAACACAUUUAAGAACAGAAGUGUUAUCUAAUUUCUGAAAAAGCUAUUUCUUUGAUGUUGAUGUAAAGAAAAAAAAACCUGGAGUAACAUGCUUCUGUCAGUGUACUGUUUGUUUUUAAUCCAACUCUUCAACAGUAUUUCUGAAAGAGCUCAGUGAAUGUUUGCAGAUUGGUUCCAUUCAGUAUUCCCUCAUGACACCACUGAUAACUGAUUGGUCAAUUACCUUCACUGAUAUUUUUCAUGCUGCAGCUGCUUUUGGGCAUUUCAUGUGAAUGCAUAACUGUUUUUAAAAGGAUGCAAGCAUAUGUGAGCCAUUUUGAUGCCUCUGUGUAAAGCGUCGUACCUCAGACCAUAAGCAUCUAAGACUGUUUUGGUCAAAGACUGUUUUGUUGUCUCCGCUCAGUGGCUAAGUUCACUCGACCUCCUCCGUUAAACUUAAUGUGAUCAUGUAGUUAAAGCGCUCACUUUAGCCCACGCAUGACUUGCAGUAUUAUGUAACAUAUCUACAACGUGCUUAGACAGAAAACAUAUGAAGGUCGUCUUUCUUUCCUUUUUUUUAUAGUCAAAAAACUUUUGGUAUCCAGCUAUAUGUUUUAGUGUCAAAAAAGGUGCAGUCAUUCAUGACAUGAUAUUUCAAUCAGAAUGAAUUUAACCAACUGCUUUUUACCUUAAACAAUGAUACAUACAAGAAAAACCGUAGACAUCAAGUGUUAUGAUGGCGAGAAACAUUCAGAGGCUCAAGUUUCAUUUCAUUUUCUCUUCUUGGUCAGAUCACUCCUGAUGUAACAAAGCCAUAUCGUGCUGCCAAGUUCACUUAAUCACAUCUUUUCUUUGAUACAUUUCACACUUUUAUUUUCUUACACUGACUACAUCUGGGCUUUUUAUCAAGGGCCUCACGCUCAGUUAGCAGUUUGAUCAAAAGUUUAAAAAAAGCAGGCUACCUUUUCCCUACACCCAGAAAGUUUGAAUAGUAUAGACUAUUUAUUUAUAGACUAAGCACUUGAGCACAACUCUAGUAUCCAUUCAUACAGUGCACAAACAUUUCACGUUGCUUUUAUAUUUCAAUAAUUUGAGCAAAAACUGAAACUUUAGGGAGAAAAAAAGCAUCCAAAAUAGAUACUUUUGUGAAAUAUGAAAAGAAAAAGUCCAGCUGUUAUUAUUCUGACAUUCAAAUUAUCAAAUUAAAUAUUUAUAUUUACUGUGUAAAAAUGCACUGGAAGCAUUUUGUACAUUAUCAGACUUGAGGCCUGUUUUGUUCAAGUUGUGCCCUGAAUUCCAAAGUUGCUGUGCCACAGGGUUUUCUUCUGUUUGAUUUACAUUGUGUUCUUCCUGUUUUUGGCUAACUGGUUGUUCUGAAUGGUACUGAAUGGGGCGUGUUGAUAAGCAGGAAAAGCACAUGGUAGUGUUAAAACUGUGUUUGAAGAUCUGAGAAAUGAAGUCUGUGCGAAGAAUACAUGCAGACUAUGUUAUCCUCUUUAAGCUUCAGGAUUACUGUGUCAUUUUUUGUAGAUUUUACUUGUUUUUUUUUUUUCUUUAGUUAGAUUAGAAGAAUCUUGAACAUUAACAAUAAAUCCUUUGUUCCUUCCCCUACCUAAACUAGAACGUAGGGAGCUGCAGGUUUGCUCCAGUCGUUUAAUUUAAAGAAUCUUGUUAGCCUUCAACCUAUUCUUUACCCUCGUGGUUGUUUAAGAAUGAUGUAACUGAGGCACAUGAAGUUGUUGACAUUGAACCAUUACAAACUGAAAGACAUUAGUGACAUGUUUUAUACAUUUUUGCAGCUUUAAGAAUUAUGAAGUGUUAUAAUUGGUUAUUUAGCUAAAGACUCAUCUGAGGUGUUUUAACUUUGGGGGAAAAUGUUCAUUUUCUUUGUUGCCGAGAGUGAAAUGAUCUCGAAACUGGCUAGCUUAGCUUAGCUUAGACCCCCGAGCAGGUUGUUAUUUUGACAUUUAUAAUUGUAAGCAUUAAAGGGGCAAUUGGACAGAUUUUUUUUUACCUUCCAACUACACUGUUCUUUAAUAUGUUUUUGUUUUUUUUGUCUUAAUGCUUUUAAGGAGGUGUUGGCACGUCCAACUAUCUCAUGAAGUAGGUGGGUAGGCCAACAAACUGUCUCUUGAAAAGAAAAAUCCCGCACACUAAUCUUUCUAAGCAUCACCAAAUUUAUUAGAAAAAAAAAUCACAACAUUACGGUUCCUCUGAACACACUUGACAAAGGUUCCAAGGGACCAAAACCUUGUGAUUUUUUCAAAUAAAUUGGUGAUGCUUAGCAAGAGUAGUGUGUGGGAUAUUUUCUUUAGUCUUAAUGCUAACAUAAGCUAACCGGUUGUAGCUUUAUAUCACCUGAAAGACAAUAGAUUUAUCACUGUUUUCAUCUAACUCUUGGCAAGAACAUGAAUGAGCAGCAUUCUCAACACGUUUAACUAUUCCCCUAAUACAUAAGUACAAUUCUAUUCAAACCAGUGGUUCAAAGUUUAUUAGCAGACCUGACAGGUUGGACUGAUCUGUAUGUGGAUAAUAAGCACUAAACUAUUUAUGUCCCAGACCACAGCACUACGUUUGCUUGUUUGCUUCAUGUUUUGACCUUGUUUAUCUUUUUGUAAUUUAAGUGCCUUAACCUUGGCCUUAGCUCCAUCAUAAAGCUUCACAGGCUUCCAAAGUUUCUGUGAGUUUGUUGAUGGUCUGGCUUUUUUUUUGUACAUUACUCACCCCCUAACUCCCAAUAAUAACCAUGCUCCCUGCUAUAUAUAAAUCUGCACACAAUAUAAUGUAUGCAAACAAACACAAGCUCAUGCACAGCAGCCUCCUCCACCCUGAUACAUGCAUACUGGAUGGACUUCCAUUUAUCAAUAGCCUAUAAUAAAAUGGUAUUUGUUUGAUAUUGUGGUACACUGUAUUGGUUCAAUAGCUGGCUGAAGAACCUUACCUGCUGGAAUGAGAACUAUCAUUUACAUUUAAACGUGAAAUAUUUGAAAUCAACCAGUCUGUAUAUAGUUUUUCCUCUACAAUUUGAUAUGAAGUACAUAAGCUUGCAGAUUUGGUCAAUAUAAAGAAAAGCACUAAUACAGAUACUGUGUGUUGGAGUAAAUUCAGUUCUCGUGUUUAUACCACAGCAAAAAAUAAUAAGCUCCAAUUUAUGCUCUCUUCAGUUUGGUUUUGAUUGAAUUUUUUUUUUUUUUUUAUUUGCUCACGGCAGGCAUCAAACUGACAAUCCCAUUGAAGAGGAAGACCUUAAACAUAUUGCAGUUUAAAAGGCGGGGAUUCAUGCAUUUAUGGAGUGUAUUUAAAGAGCACAAGUCUGCCCCAAAGCAUGUGAGGUGGAGAUGAUAGAAAAAUGUUGAACAUGAAAAACCUACCUGGGAGAAAGAUUUUGUUACAUUUACUGUUUUUUUUUUGUUACCUUUUGUGUUUUGUACUGUACAUUUCAAUUGUUCAUGUGUAAUGCACUUUUUUUUUUCUUUUUUUUUUUACAUUUUGUUAAAAUGAUGUCCAGUCUAAUGUUUAUCAUGGAAAUAAAACAUUUCCUCUGCAUUCUC